AUGGAUCUCCCACCAACCAUCUAUCCAUCCAUCCAUCCAUUUCUACCUCCCCACCUCCUUCCACCCACCCACCCAUCCCCCCACCCAUCCCCCCACCCAUCCCCCCACCCAUCCAUCCAUCCAUCCAUCCAUCCAUCCAUCCAUCCAUCCAUCCACUCAUCCAUCCAUCCACCCAUCCUCUCACCCAUUCCCCCAACUCAUCCAUCCACCCACCUGUUCCCUCAUUCAUCCAUCCUCCCUAUCAACUCAUCCAUUCAAAUCCAUCACUCCGUCUACCUGCCCACCCUUCUGUCUACCCAUAUAUCUAGCCACCCACCUGCUCCUUGUAACCUAGUCAUUCAUUCUUUCCAUUUAACCUUCUAUCUACUCAUCCACCCACUUGUCCACCUAUCCAUUGAUCCAUUAUCUCCUUCCAGUUUAUUCAUUCAUUUACCCAUCCACCCACUCAUCCCUCCACGCGUUCAUCCAUUUAUCUACUUAUCCAACCAUCCAUCCACCCACCUACCCACCCAUACAUCCAUUUAUCUACUUAUCCAUCCAUCCACCCACCCACCCAUACAUCCAUUUAUCUACUUAUCCAUUCAUCCAUCCAUCCACCUACCCACCCAUACAUCCAUUUAUCUACUUAUCCAUCCACACACCUACCCACCCAUACAUCCAUUUAUCUACUUAUCCAUCCGUCCACCCACCCACACAUCCAUUUAUCUACUUAUCCAUCCAUCCACCCACCCGCCUACCCACCCAUACAUCCAUUUAUCUACUUAUCCAUUCAUCCAUCCAUCCACCCACCCACCCAUACACCAUUCAUCUACUUAUCCAUUCAUCCAUCCAUCCACCUACCCACCCAUACAUCCAUUUAUCUACUUCUCUAUUCAUCCAUCCACCCACCUACCCACCCACCCACCCAUACAUCCAUUUAUCUACUUAUCCAUUCAUCCAUCCACCUACCUACCCACCCACCCACCUACCCGCCCAUACAUCCAUUUAUCUACUUAUCCAUUCAUCCAUCCACCUACCUGCUCAUACAUCCAUUUAUCUACUUAUCCAUUCAUCCAUCCACCUACCCACUCAUACAUCCAUUUAUCUACUUAUCCAUCUGUCCACCCACCCACCCAUACAUCCAUUUAUCUACUUAUCCAUUCAUCCAUCCACCCACCUAUCCACCCAUACAUCCAUUUAUCUACUUAUCCAUCCAUUCACCCACCCACCCAUACAUCCAUUUAUCUACUUAUCCAUCCAUACACCUACCCACUCACCCACACGUCCAUUUAUCUACACAUUCAUCUACCCAUGUAUCCACGCAUCCACCCAUCCAUCCACUUAUCUACUGAGCCAUUGAUUCUUCAUUAUCUCCUUCCAAUUCAUUCAUUCAUCUAACCAUCCACUUACUCACUCCUCUAUGCACCAUCAUUUUUCUGCUUGUCUACUCAUAUUCCCUCCCUCCCUCCAUCUACCCAUCAUUCCAUCCAUGUAUGCACCAUUCAUCUAUACCUCUCUUCAUUCACCUAUCCAUCCCUCCCUCCCUCCACCUACCUAUCCAUCCACCCCUUUAUCCUAUCCCCUCAUUCACCCACCGAUUCAUCUGUCCCUUCCUCCAUCCACCUACCCGUCCAUCCACCUACCUAACCAUCCAUCCAUCCAAGCAGCCAGACAGGAGUUAAGAGUCCAGAUUCUGCCAUUUGCACAAGGGUGACCUUGGAGCAGUCACUUCCCCUUCUCUAUGCCUCAGUUUCCCAUCUGUACAAUGGGGAUGUCAGCAGGCCCUCCCUCGUAGAGGUGUG
Molecule: messenger RNA, 1781 nt
Organism: Loxodonta africana (African savanna elephant)
Lineage: Eukaryota; Metazoa; Chordata; Mammalia; Proboscidea; Elephantidae
Product: putative proline-rich protein 21
Source: RefSeq, a predicted model, not a curated record